Messenger RNA from Sipha flava (yellow sugarcane aphid), 1775 nucleotides. RefSeq names its product PP2C-like domain-containing protein CG9801. NCBI's taxonomy places the organism in Eukaryota, Metazoa, Arthropoda, Insecta, Hemiptera, Aphididae. Bases 248 to 1708 code for a protein of 486 amino acids. The record is from RefSeq and is a predicted model, not a curated record. The transcript is spliced from 6 exons.
GUUUGAUAAAGAAUACCAUUGAACCAUUCAGUAGUUGUUAAGUAGUCAUUACCUGUGUUCGAAAAUAUUAUUAUUCUAUAAGUGUGAGUGCUUACUGAAACGGAAUGAUAAUUAUUAUCUAGUCAAUUUUUAAUGAACGGAGAGGGAAAAAUUUUUUAUAAAAUUGUUGUCUUUUUGUUUAUAUAAACAAAAUAAUUCGUUAUAAUUAUGAAAUUAAAAUUUUAAUCUCCAUAAAUAUAAUAUAAACAUGCCAUCCUUCAGGCAGAAAUUCUCUGGAUUUUUCAGACAAUUCUCUGCGCCAUCUGAGUCCAGAAAUGACGAAAAUUCUUCAAAUCGUUUCAUUAAAAAAUACUUAAGCGGCCAUGGUAUUCAAAAGUAUGAACCUGUUAUAUUGCAUGGGAGAACGCCACAAGAAGUGCCACCCCAGCAAUUAGGUACCAUUAAAAACUUUGAUGUGAUAUCAUCGUUGACUGGACCUCAUGGUGGUCUUGUAUCUGUCAAUCAAACUGAAAAACAUUUGUCAGCAAGUGAUCCAGAAAUUAAUUUUAUUGAUAAUCUUGAAGAGGAAUGUGAUAAUGGAGAAAAAAAAGUUUGUACAUCAGAUAGUGGACAAAAGAAAGUUGGUGCAUCAGCUAUGACUGAUGAAACUUUGAUUUCCGAGUCCAAACCUAAUAUUUUAAAAAAGCUCAGACAUCCAUUAGUAGCUGGUGUUGAAAAUUGGAAUGUCUCAGAUAUAAAUGCAUAUGGCGCAAGUUGUUCUUUAUAUGAAAUGCAUCCUAUAACACAUCGUCACACUGGUGAUCCAAUUGCUGAUUGUUUUGCAAUUGUUGCCAGAGUAAAUUCUGCAAUUAUGGUAUUAGCUGAUGGCGUUAAUUGGGGUGUCAAGUCAAGAACAGCAGCUAGGUCUGCUGUUCAUGGUUGUGUGGAAUAUUUAAACAAAACAUUAUUUCCAAUAAAUAAAGAAGUGCCGAAGAACACUACAGAUGUACUUAUUACAUUACUGAGAUCAUUUCACGCUGCCCAUAAUAUGAUAUUACAAGAAGAAGGGACUUUGACUACACUUACAGCAAUCGUAGUACUUCCGUCUACAGUUGAUAAUCAUUAUGUAGCUUGUUGUUGUAAUGUUGGUGAUAGUUUGGGUUACGUGUACAGCCCGAAGUAUGGUGUUAGAGAACUCACUCAAGGCUCACAUGAUAUUCAUAGAAUGAGAGACAUGAGGGAUGUUAUGGGAGCAUUAGGUCCCGUGGAUGGGCAUAAUCCAGAACUGUCAAAUUUAACAUUGUCCAUAACACAGGUUGAUUUAGAUGACAUUGUUUUUAUUACUUCAGAUGGUGUAUCAGACAAUUUAGAUCCUGUUGUUGGGCAUUUUACUGGACUUCCCAACGUAGAAGCCUAUCAGAGACACAAGCUUUCUCUUCUCAGAACUGAAGAUUUAAUUCGUAAUGGAGUAUCUGGCAAAGGACCAGCUGUAGAUACAGCCAAAGACUUAGUGACAUUAUUAUUAGAUUUUGUGACCAGAUUAACUGCAGCUAAACGUCGUAUAUUAGAAGAUAUGGAAAUAUAUGCAGAUGCUAACGGAAAACCCUUAGCACAGGGAGAAGUCAAACAAAGACGAAAAGAGAUUAUUAGAAAAAUGUUUGGUGUACCAGGUAAAUUAGAUCAUGCUACAGUAGUUGCCUACAAAGUAUGUUCAGGAAAGAGGAAUUAAUUAAAAAAUGUUACACGUCUACAUUUUUUUAUUGUUGAUUUUUUGUUUAUUUUGUUCAUUUUUAUGU